Messenger RNA from Cyprinus carpio (common carp), 3323 nucleotides. RefSeq names its product asteroid structure-specific endonuclease 1a (gene aste1a). The record is from RefSeq and is a predicted model, not a curated record. Gene Ontology annotation, molecular function: nuclease activity. Lineage: Eukaryota; Metazoa; Chordata; Actinopteri; Cypriniformes; Cyprinidae.
GUUGGGCCAAGGUUUCGCUUUCGCUGAAAAACCUAACGUCAUAUGACUGUAAGUUUCGCUUUCCUGACAGUUUUAUAUAAUAAGAUCUACAUCGUAUUCAGAUACAUGCAGCUCACAGACGCCUCACGCACGUUCAUAUCACUCGGAAGUGAAGACUUAAUAUUGUUAAAGUUAGUGGCAUAACCAUUUUGUCAACAUGGGAGUCAGAGGACUGAAGACCUACAUUGAAAACAGGAACAGAAAUGAUUUAAGGAGCUGGGCUUUUAGAGACAAACUACUUAUAAUCGAUGGAUGUAACUUGUACUACACUCUGUACUUUGACUGUGAUUUGGAUCAGAUGCAUGGAGGAGACUAUGACGCCUUUGAGGAGUUGAUCACACAAUUCUUUAAAAACCUCAGAGCCUGUGACAUUGACCCUUAUGUUGUACUUGAUGGUGGGGCUGACCACACUGACAAAAAAUUGGACACUAUUACGCAACGAAAACAGGACAAAAUAAAUGCGGCCUUUGCCCUGUCUGUGGGGAAGAAAGUGAAGGUCCUUCCUAUUCUCAUUAAAAGUGUCUUCAGACAGCUCCUUCAUAAGCUCAAGGUACCGCUGGUUCAGUGUCUUGAAGAGGCUGACUGGGAAAUUGCUGCUUUGGCUGAAGAGUGGAACUGUCCAGUUUUGUCCAACGACAGUGACUUCUAUAUAUUCAACCUCAAGGCGGGAUUCCUGCCAAUCACACAUUUCCAGUGGCAAAACGUGAAAGUUGACAGACAGACAAAGAAAAAAUUCAUCCAAGCCAAACACUUUACCGUGAAAAAAUUCUGUGCAUCUUUCAAUAUGAACACAGACCUUCUUCCAGUUUUUGCUUCUAUCUUAGGCAAUGAUUAUGUGAAGCUGCAAAAUAUCAGAUGCCUGACUUGGGCAGAGAACUCACAGAAUGGCAUACAGCAUGACCACAUUGAUGGCUUGCUUAACUGGUUAUCACCGUUUCCAGGGCCAGAAGCAGCUGUAAGUGCUUUGUUGACACGAAUAGAUGACAAAGAAAAAGCCAUCACCCAAGAAGCACUUUCCAAGGGAAUCCAAGAGUACAAGCUCUUCCCUGGCUCUCUUGCCAAGUUCUUCCACUCAAAGACGAUUCCCCGUACAACUUGUACAGGUCUGCUGCAAGUUCUACCUCAAUGCACCUUGAGGCACCUACUUGAGGGAAAGAUGAGCUCCAUCAUUAUCGAUGCAGUGGUGCAUCGAAGGGUUUUUAUGGUAUCUCAGGUUGAAGAUUUCCAACUCCCCUGUAGCAGUGAAACCUCUCGCCCCAUACGCCAGGUGAUUUACGGGUUACUUUUGUUGGGAGAACAACAGACAGCAGACAUAAAAACAUUUACUGGCACAAGUAAGUGUUAUGUAGAGGAAUACUGCAGACAGCAAUUAAAACUAAGCAGUCAGAAAGUUGAAGCCAUACAGACGGAAGGACUUCAACUAAAAACAUUAUGGAAGGAACCACCCAGUGUGCGACUUCAGUUGCUCCUGGACACUUUGGGUGUGUCGUCUGAGAUGUUAAGAGGGAUCCAACCUGCUCUGCAUCUGCAAAUGUUGGUGACAUAUUACUGGCUAGUAAACGCACAGCCUCAGCCGUCCCAAAUGCAUCUUUGGGGGCUGCUGCUGGGAAUGGUCCAUGGAAAGUUCAGCAGUACACCUCAAGGACAAAGAGACAUGCUGUUGAGACCUAAGAAACUACAAACUGCAAGAAGAAGGUUUGAUCUGGAGCAUGAAACGGCUCAUCUAUACAGCCAGUGGCAGUCCUGCCUGAACUGCAGUCUCAAUCUCAAUAGUUUACUGUGUUUUCCGGUAUCUGAACCGGAGGUUGCAAGUUUGUACUGUGGAACACUGGUGCACCAUGUUGUCAGAGAGCUCAGGAGGGGCAUCACUCUGGACUCUCUGCUGGUGAGGGGUUCGAGUGCCGAGCGGCUCUUCAAUCAGCUGAAGGGUGUAGUUGUGAGCUUGGUGGGGGAAGACUUCAUCAAGAAGAUGAGAACCGGGCUCGAGCACAGAGCUGCUGGGAAAACACAAAGAGACUACAAUGGCCAGAAUCAGCCUGUAGAUGAACUGAGCAGUGGCUUUGAACAUCUGAUGUAUGAGGAUAUUAAUGACUCUGAAGAUGAUUAUGAUUUUAAUGCGAAAGGAAGGAAGAGUAAAGGCAAGGAUCAUAAGAAUGAAAUUCCUGAUGUUUCCUACACCAUUCGUACCAGACACAAGACUAAAGCUCGCAAUGCUAAUCAUCCCUCUAAAAAAUAUGAGAGGAGUUGCUUCGAGUAGACCUUAAAGGACUUGUAAAAACAACAACAAAAAUAAAUGUGUUUGCACUAAUACACUUAUAAUGGAAAUGAGACAAGACAUGCCAGUAAAUCCAAAAAAAAUUUCCCAAUCCUGAUUUAAGCUCAAAAUCAAAGGUAUUUGCAUUACGGUGUUGGACUUUGGGAUUUUGGAUUGAGGACUGUUUACACCCAGGAUGAUAACGAUAAAGAUAUUGUUCUCAAAAUAGCAAAGAGUCCACACCACAGCUAUAAAGAUAAAGGCUCAGAGAAAUUAUAUCUUUGGAAUUUUUUUUUCCCAGUUGAUGAACGAUAAAAACAUUGACACCCAAUCAGAAUCAAUUCUGCUAUAACUUGGUCGAGAAUUUAAAGCCGGAGGUGUGGACACUAAUAUAGUUAUCGUUCUUGGUGAGAAUGGGCCUUUAGACUAUGGUUGUGUCAGUGCAAAUUCAACCUAUUCAACACAGUAUAUUAAGUAACAUAUGAGCUUUUAAAAUGAAGUAUCAAAUUUAAAUAUUUUUCUAUUUAAAUCUUUCUUUUGUGUGUAAAUAACCUUACAGAUUUCUAUAUCACGGCAUAAUGUAUUAAUAACUCCAACUUUUUUUUUACAAGUUGUUCUCCACAUACAUAGAACUAUAAUCACAAAAUGUGUUAUAUAUCAACUCUAAAUGGUUUUAUUUUUCAUGUUCAACCUAUUCAACAGAGUAUAUUAAGUAACAUAUGAGCUUUUAAAAUGAAGUAUCAAAUUUAAAUAUUUUUCUAUUUAAAUCUUUCUUUUGUGUGUAAAUAACCUUACAGAUUUCUAUAUCACGGCAUAAUGUAUUAAUAACUCCAACAUAGAACUAUAAUCACAAAAUGUGUUAUAUAUCAACUCUAAAUGGUUUUAUUUUUCAUGUUAUCACCAUAUGUAAAUUAUCCAAUCGCUUAGCACUAAACUGUUAAAUGUAAACAACAGGCAUUUAGGUAUUAUAAACAUUAAAAUCAUGGAUUUCAAUGAUUUGAAUGGAAUAAAAAUGGACCUUACUUGAAAA